AUGAAUUUGAAAGUAAACAAAAUGGAAGCUAUGUCCUUUUCAUUCUUGAUGCAAGAAAACCUUGUUUCUUCUUUUCUUUUCCCACAGGUGGUUCUGGAAUGGAGCCGGGACCAAUACCACGUUUUGUUUGAUUCCUAUCGGGACAAUAUUGCAGGAAAGUCCUUUCAGAAUCGGCUCUGUCUGCCCAUGCCGAUCGACGUGGUCUAUACCUGGGUGAAUGGCACCGAUCUGGAACUGCUAAAGGAACUAAAGCAAGUCAGAGAACAGAUGGAGGAGGAGCAGAAAGCAAUGAGAGAAAUCCUUGGGAAGAACACAACAGAACCCACUAAAAAAAGCGAGAAGCAGUUGGAAUGUUUGCUGACUCACUGCGUUAAGGUGCCGAUGCUGGUCCUGGACCCAGCGCUGCCAGCCAACAUCACGCUGAAGGACCUGCCAUCUCUCCAUCCUUCUUUUCAUCCUGCCAGUGACUUGUUCAAUGUCGCAAAACCGAAAAACCCAUCUGUGAAUGUCUCAGUUGUCGUUUUUGACACCACCAAAGAUGUUGAAGAUGCCCAGGCUGAUGUAUUUAAAGGAAGUAGCACACAGACAGUGUGGAGGGGCUAUUUGACAACAGAUAAAGAAGCCCCUGGAUUAGUGUUAAUGCAAGAAUUGGUUUUCCUGAGUGGAUUUCCACCGACAUUCAAGGAAACAAAUCAACUGAAAGCAAAAUUGCCAGAAAACCUUUCAUCUAAAAUAAAACUGUUGCAGUUAUAUUCCGAGGCAAGCGUAGCGCUUCUGAAAUUGAAUAACCCCAAGGGUUUCCAAGAACUGAACAAACAGACGAAGAAGAACAUGACCAUCGAUGGAAAGGAGCUGACCAUAAGUCCGGCCUAUUUAUUAUGGGACCUGAGUGCCAUCAGCCAGUCGAAGCAGGACGAAGAUGUGUCUGCCAGCCGCUUUGAAGAUAACGAAGAGCUAAGAUACUCCCUGCGAUCUAUCGAGAGGCAUGCACCGUGGGUUCGGAAUAUUUUCAUUGUUACAAAUGGACAGAUCCCAUCGUGGCUGAACCUGGAUAAUCCUCGAGUAACGAUAGUAACACACCAGGAUGUGUUUCAGAAUUUGAGCCACUUGCCCACCUUCAGCUCACCUGCCAUUGAAAGCCACAUUCAUCGCAUUGAAGGGCUGUCACAGAAAUUUAUCUACCUAAAUGAUGACGUCAUGUUUGGGAAGGAUGUCUGGCCAGAUGAUUUUUACAGCCACUCCAAAGGCCAGAAGGUCUAUUUGACCUGGCCUGUGCCAAACUGUGCCGAGGGUUGCCCUGGUUCCUGGAUUAAAGAUGGCUACUGUGACAAGGCUUGUAAUAACUCGGCCUGUGAUUGGGAUGGCGGCGAUUGCUCUGGAAACAACGCAGGCAAUCGCUAUGUGCCAGGCGGCGGGGGCACCGGGAGUGUUGGGGUCGGGCAGCCCUGGCAGUUUGGUGGAGGCAUAAGCAGCAUCUCUUACUGUAACCAAGGAUGUGCGAAUUCCUGGCUUGCUGACAAGUUCUGUGACCAAGCCUGCAAUGUCCUGUCCUGUGGGUUUGAUGCUGGCGACUGCGGACAAGAUCAUUUUCACGAAUUAUAUAAAGUCACACUUCUCCCAAACCAGACUCACUACGUUCUUCCAAAGGGUGAGCACCUGCCGUACUUCAGCUUCGCCGAAAUCGCCAAGAGAGCACUCGAAGGGGCCUACGGUGACAAUCCCGUGAUCAAAGAAAAUAAAGCCGCAGGGAAAGAAGAGAACAGAACGGAAGACAUUGCGAGAGAUCACCUACGUGUCCUUGAAGUGCUGCCUGGAAGAAAGCUGCAGAGUUUCACAGAGAGCCACCCGGGCUUUUUGCCCUGGGAGAAAAAGAAGUAUUUCCAAGAUCUUCUCGAUGAAGAAGAAUCACUGAAGACCCAACUGGCCUACUUUACGGAUAGCAAACACACAGGGAGACAACUGAAAGAUACGUUCGCAGAUUCCCUCCGCUAUGUCAAUAAAAUUCUAAAUAGCAAAUUUGGAUUCACUUCUCGGAAAGUCCCUGCCCACAUGCCGCACAUGAUCGACCGGAUCGUCAUGCAAGAACUGCAAGAUAUGUUCCCUGAAGAAUUUGACAAGACAUCGUUUCACAAAGUACGUCAUUCUGAGGAUAUGCAGUUUGCCUUCUCUUAUUUUUACUAUCUCAUGAGUGCAGUCCAGCCCCUGAAUAUCUCCCAAGUGUUUGAUGAAGUGGAUACAGACCAGUCAGGUGUCUUGUCUGACAGAGAAAUCCGAACACUGGCUACCAGAAUCCACGAUCUGCCUUUAAGUUUGCAGGAUUUGACAGGCCUGGAACACAUGUUAAUAAAUUGCUCGAAAAUGCUUCCUGCCAAUAUCACUCAGCUAAACAACAUUCCACCAACUCAGGAAGAGUACUAUGAUCCCAAUCUGCCUCCGGUCACUAAGAAUCUCUUUAUCAACUGCAAACCAGUGACCGAUAAAAUCCACAAAGCAUAUAAGGACAAAAACAAAUACAGGUUUGAAAUCAUGGGAGACGAAGAGAUUGCAUUUAAAAUGAUCCGCACCAAUGUUUCCCAUGUGGUUGGCCAGUUGGAUGACAUAAGGAAAAAUCCCAGGAAAUUUGUCUGUCUGAAUGACAACAUAGACCACAGUCACAAAGAUGCCCAGACAGUGAAGGCUGUUCUCAAGGACUUCUAUGAAUCCAUGUUCCCCAUUCCUUCCCAGUUUGAGUUGCCCAGGGAUUACCGUAACCGCUUCCUUCAUAUUCAUGAGCUGCAAGAAUGGAGGGCGUAUCGGGAUAAAUUGAAGUUCUGGACUCAUUGUUUACUGGCAACUGUGAUUAUAUUUACAGUCUUCUCUUUUUUUGCCGAACAGUUAAUUGCACUUAAGCGGAAGAUAUUUCCAAGGAGAAUACUCAAGGAAGCUAGUCCGGAUCGAAUCAGGCGGUUUCCUUCCAGCGUGCAGUCCCGGACGCGUCCUCAGCGAGGCUUCAAGGAGGCGAAGUUCCCGAUUCAGCAAACAUCUAUGAUGGCACCUUCUGGAAGAAAGCGUACAGGGAAAUCUGUGAAGCAGGCCAUUGAGGAGCAGGUUAUAAGAGCCUCUAAGUUUGAUGAAGAGAAUAGUCGGAGUGGUUCAGAGGAAGAUGUUCUAGAAGAAAAGACUCUAGUCAUUGAUAAGCAUGGGAAGAAAAGGGCUUCAAUCGGACCCAAUGAAGAAUAUGUGGGGGGUCAAGUACAGAAUAUGCUGGAAAGAUUUGGAGCUGACAUUAAUAAGACUCUUCUUGCAAAGAAAAAAAGAUUGGAAAUGUAUACCAAUGCAUCUAUCAAAAAUAGUAACCAGAAAAUUGAAAAGGUUUGGAAAGCACAACAAGAGCAAAGGCAGAAUCUUGGCCAAGAAUAUCGUCAGCAGUUUCAGACUUUUCUUCACCAAUGGGAUAUGGAUGUACAGAAUUCUGAGGAUCAAAAAGAAAAACUAACUAGUAUAUUUCGACAGCAACAAAAGAUUUUGCAACAAUGUAGAAUUGCCCAGAGCCAGAAACUGAAAGAGAUUAAAUGCUUAUAUGAACAAUUCAUAAAGAGUUUGGAGGAGUUGGAUAAUAAGCAUUGUGAAAAUCUUAAUGAUGCACAAAGUGAACACAGAAAAGAGAUGGCUAUGUUGCAGAAGAGAAUUAUGAUGGAAACUCAGCAGCAAGAGAAGGCACGUGUUCGAAAGUCUCUUCAUUCCUUGUUAUUCUGAUGACUCUUUGAAGAAAGAACUUGAACCUAAGUAAUAUGAUACAAUUAUAAUUAGCUAGAGGGACAUGCAAAUCUUUAUAGUGAUUAAAAAAUCCUACUUUAGAUAAUUACAUCCUGUUAUUCAUUAGCUUGUUUAAGUGAAAGAUCCCUUAUGUGUUAUCCAUAAAUAUAACCUAAGCAGUUUUGUGAGUCAUAGCAAUUUUUAGCUUUUUGAUAGUAAUAGUGAAAAUUUUCCCUUAGUAUUGUCAAUUUACUUUAGCAAUUAAGAUUUUAUUUCCUUUCAGACUUUGACUUCAGUAAGGUAGAAAGCACAAGUAUGUAAAAUUAAACAUUGUUUUUCUUUAAGGGAAAAAUAAAGAUUACAAAAUA
Molecule: messenger RNA, 4103 nt
Organism: Echinops telfairi (small Madagascar hedgehog)
Lineage: Eukaryota; Metazoa; Chordata; Mammalia; Afrosoricida; Tenrecidae
Gene: GNPTAB
Product: N-acetylglucosamine-1-phosphate transferase subunits alpha and beta
Exons: 30
Coding region: 1-3735 (1244 amino acids)
Biological process (GO): N-glycan processing to lysosome; carbohydrate phosphorylation
Cellular component (GO): Golgi apparatus
Molecular function (GO): UDP-N-acetylglucosamine-lysosomal-enzyme N-acetylglucosaminephosphotransferase activity; calcium ion binding
Source: RefSeq, a predicted model, not a curated record